UGCCCACCCGGCUGAGGGCGUCCGGCUGAAUGUAUUCAGGAGGACUCUUGUUUCCCAGCCUCUUGGUGUGAUGCGGGGCUAAGGUGGGGGGUCCAGGGGAGGUCUCUUCGGGACUUGAAAAACUGGAGGUAUUUUCUGGAAAAACUGGAGACAGAUUCAAAAGCCCAGGUUGGGGAUCAGAACUUGGGCUCAGGGCCCUUGUGUGUGAUGGGGGUGAGGCCAGGGGAUAGUAGAAUGAUCUCCCAGAAAGACCGGCCCUGAGAUGGGGGCAGGGUAUGUGAGACCUGCUCUGAGGCUAGACCUGGACCUGUCCAUCCCCUCCUGCCAGCCUGGCUUCCCGGAGGCAGCCUGGGGCAGAGUGUUUCCCAUAAGUCCAAAGGUGGCUCUGGGGAGGUUAGCCCCGCAUCACACCAGAGUCAUUCAUUGGGUUCUGCUGCUGGGUCAACAAGACGGCUCUCAGGACCAACCCACCACUCCUGCUGAGACCUCAGGGCCUCACUGGCAGGCCUACCUUGUGGACGAGACGAGACCAGACCAGCCAGAAAAGGAACAUGGCGCUGCUGCGGGGGCUCCUGGUGCUCGUCUUGUCCUGCCUGCAAGGCCCCUGCUCGGUGUUCUCUCCAGCGAGCGCCAUGGAGCCCUUAGACCAGCAGAUAGUGAUUGGGCCAAAUCAGGAGAAGCUGUCCCCACUUAGCUUCCUCAAAUUGGGCAACCAGGAGCUUCGGGGCCAGCCUGCCCUGAAGAAGGCCCUGGGUGACUGCAAGGCGGCCCCAACCCCGGAGCAGACCCACAGGCUGGCCAAGGCCAUGAUGGCCUUCACCACAGACCUUUUCUCCAUGGUGGCCCAGAGGUCCACCAGCCCCAACCUCAUCCUGUCACCCCUGAGUGUGGCCCUGGCACUGUCUCACCUGGCACUAGGUGCGCAGAACCAGACGCUGCAGCGGUUGCAGCAGGUGCUGCAUGCAGACUCAGGGCCUUGCCUCCCCAACCUGCUGAGCCGUCUCUGCCAGGACCUGGGCCCUGGGGCAUUCCGAAUGGCUGCCAGGAUGUACCUGCGGAAAGGAUUUCCCAUCAAAGAGGACUUCCUGAAACAAUCAGAACGUCUCUUUGGCGCAAAGCCCAUAAACCUGAUGGGCAGGAAGGGGGAUGACUUGGCGAACAUCAACAAAUGGGUGAAGGAGACCACGGAGGGGAAGAUCGAGGAUUUCCUCUCGGAGCUGUCCGACGACACAGUGCUUCUCCUCCUCAAUGCCAUCCAUUUCCAGGGUUUCUGGAAGAGCAAGUUUGACCCGAGCCUCACCCGGAGAGAAACCUUCCACCUGGACGAGCAGUUCGCGGUGCCAGUGGACAUGAUGCAGGCCCUCACAUACCCUCUGCACUGGGUCUCGCUGGAGCAGCCUGAGAUACAGAUGGCUCAUUUCCCCUUUAAGAACAACAUGAGCUUUGUGGUCAUCGUGCCCACCUACUUUGAGUGGAACGUGUCCCAGGUGCUGGCCAACCUGAGCUGGGACAUCUUGCAUCAGCCCUUGCAGCGGGAAAGGCCCACCAAGGUCCAGCUGCCUAAGCUGCGCCUGAAAUAUCAGCUGGACCUGGUGGCCACCCUCAGCCAGCUGGGCCUGCAGGAGCUGUUUCUGGCCCCAGACCUGAGCGGAAUCUCGGAGCAGAGACUGGUGGUGUCCAGUGUGCAGCAUCAAUCCACGCUGGAGCUCAGCGAGGCGGGUGUGGAGGCGGCUGCGGCGACCAGCUCUGCCAUGUCCCGCAUGUCCCUCUCCUCCUUCAGCGUGAACCGCCCCUUCCUCUUCUUCAUCCUCGAGGACACCACGAGCCUGCCCCUCUUUGUGGGCAGCGUGAGGAACCCCAGCCCUGGUGCACAGCCAGAGCACAAGGAGCAGCAGGAUUCCCCUGACAACAGGGACCCCUUCCAGAAGCAGAAAGCCUUCCCCCGUGGAGACAAGCCCUUCGGCCCUGACUUGAAACUGGUGCCCCCCUUGGAGGAGGAGUACCCCCAGCCUAGCAGCCCCAAGUGAGGGGCUGUGGGCUGCAGCAUCCCAAGUCCCUGCCUGGACCAGCCUCAGUUCAUGUGACUCUUUCCCAACAGCUUCAUGGGGUUAGGGGCGGGGGCUGGGCAGGCAGCCUGAGGAGGAGAGGGGCCAAUCAAUCUCUCUGUCUCCUCUGGGGAGUUUGGGGCGGGCUGGGGUAGGGAGGAGGGGCAGCUGUGGACCCACUUCUGUCUGGAAGGUAGGUGGGUUAUUCCUUAAGUCUUAAGUUGGCUGGGGUACUUCCCUGUUCAUUUACCAGAGGGGGUGGAUCGGAGGGACUGGAUGCCCUGGCUGGGGAGAGAAAAGGCAGGCCCUGGGGGUGCCUCGGGGGAAGAGCCCUGUCCUGGGGUUAGACGCCUGGAUCAGCCCUGUCUUGCUCUGUGGGUGGAGGCGGAGCACCCCACGAGGGCCUCUGUCAUCACCUGCACAAGGCCCACUAGCCCCCGCAAGGCCCCAGGUCCCAUGCCCUGUCACCUCGGUCUCCUUGCUUAGAGACGCCGACACUGCCAGGACUCCCUUUCCUUCCUCUCUCCUCUUCCUCCUCUGCUUGGGGUCUCAGGGGCUGAGGGCGGUGGUGGCAUUAGCUCCUUAAGGCUCUUUUGUAAAGUUUUUGUAGUGAUUUGUAUGCUACCUGAAUAAAGAAUGAAUGGGCCC
Molecule: messenger RNA, 2693 nt
Organism: Artibeus jamaicensis (Jamaican fruit-eating bat)
Lineage: Eukaryota; Metazoa; Chordata; Mammalia; Chiroptera; Phyllostomidae
Gene: SERPINF2
Product: serpin family F member 2
Exons: 10
Coding region: 552-2027 (491 amino acids)
Biological process (GO): negative regulation of fibrinolysis; negative regulation of endopeptidase activity
Molecular function (GO): serine-type endopeptidase inhibitor activity
Source: RefSeq, a predicted model, not a curated record